AAGCAGCCGCGGACAAUAACUGACAAGUAACCGGUCAGCUAGUCCAGCCGUUCUGGCUGCGAAAAACCGCGUUUCUUUCUCGCGAUUCGUAGUUACGUUCCACGUUUCAAAGUGUAACGUACACGGCGUGUCCGCGAAAAUGUGAGCAACUCCCUUGCGAAAUGGAUGAAACGUGAACAGUGUAGUGCGAACAGAAAAGAGAAAUGGAUUUAGUGUUACUAGUGAACUCGAAAAAGUUCUACGAUGAUCGCAUAACUAACCGAUAGUGAACGCCUGUGGAAAGAGUCGGGCAAUCGGUGAGUGUCGAGCAGUGAUCGAUGGAUCGACUUUUCCAGAAAAGUGGCGGAGCGCGAAGUGCCGGAGGAAAUUAAGGUCUCAAAUGUGCGGCAAGAGAGUGAGAGAGAGAUUACAAUAAGCCGUCGCAACGUAGGAAACAGCUGCCUUUGCGGAAUGUUAAUUUAGUGAUUGAAGCCGCGAGUGUACUGAUUUGACAUAACUACGACCAACGGGAAAACGAAACAAAAAAGUGGAUAAGAAAAAGGAGAAAAUGCGAAACGGCGGUCAACAGCAGCAAACGGCGGUAAUGGCGCCGCCGCAUCUGAACGGGUCCGCGCAAUUCGUUUCCGGCGGUUACGUCGGCUACGUAUCGCGCCAAUCAUGGGGCCAAUUUCAAGGGCCGCAGCAUCCGAGGAACACGGCCAGGCCUCUGUCGCAUCCACCCCCGCCGCCCUCGAGACGGGAGAGCCAAAGACCCCCUGGCAAUCCUAAGAAUACGUCCCUUCCGCAUCCUAAGCCGGGAAUGCAUAGAAGCACCACCCCCUCGAAGGUGGACCCCGAGCUGAUAUUCACGAAACAAGAACGAAUUGGGAAGGGUAGUUUCGGAGAAGUGUUCAAAGGUAUCGACAAUAGGACCCAGCAGGUGGUUGCCAUCAAGAUCAUCGAUCUCGAGGAGGCGGAAGAUGAGAUCGAGGAUAUACAGCAAGAGAUUAUGGUGCUGUCACAGUGCGACAGCCCGUAUGUCACUAAAUAUUACGGGUCUUAUCUCAAGGGAACGAAACUAUGGAUUAUUAUGGAGUACUUGGGUGGCGGCUCGGCCCUGGACUUGAUGAAGGCCGGUAGCUUCGAGGAAAUGCACAUCGCAGUGAUAUUGCGUGAGGUGCUCAAAGGGCUGGAUUAUCUUCACAGUGAACGGAAACUUCAUCGCGAUAUUAAAGCGGCGAACGUUCUGCUCAGCGAAAUGGGUGACGUUAAAUUAGCCGACUUUGGUGUCGCCGGACAGUUGACCAACACGACCAGCAAACGGAACACUUUCGUCGGUACACCAUUCUGGAUGGCACCCGAAGUCAUCAAGCAAGCUUCCUACGAUUCCAAGGCUGACAUUUGGUCGCUGGGCAUUACGGCGAUCGAAUUGGCUAAGGGAGAGCCGCCAAACAGUGAGCUGCAUCCCAUGAGGGUCCUGUUUCUCAUACCGAAGAACAAUCCACCCCAACUAACCGGAAAUUACACGAAGCAGUUCAAGGAAUUCGUCGAAGCCUGUCUCAACAAGGACCCCGAAAACAGGCCAACAGCGAAAGAGCUGUUAAAGUUCCAGUUCAUCAGGAAAGCGAAGAAGAACUCGUACUUGAUCGAUCUCAUAGACCGAUACAAAAAGUGGAAGUCACAGCGCAGCGAGGAAUCCGAAACAGAGAGUGAAAAUUCGGACUCGGAGGAAUCUAAGCAGGAUAGCGACAUGGACGAGCCGUGGAUAAUGACCGUGAAGGGUCCGCACGGGGUAAAGGGUUCUGUGGUACCGAUGCUACCGCUCGAUGAGCAACCGACCUCGUUGACUAUCACACACACGCCGAACCAUAGAUCCACGAAUCACAAUCAACAGGCGAAGCCUCAUGCGAACGGUGCCUCGAGAUCUCCGCCGAAGGAUUCCACGCUGAAUCACUUGAGAAGUGAGUCGAGAGACUCGGUACGCGAUGGUCAAGCUAAGCAUACACCGUCCCGACCACACGAGGCCGCGCCACCGCCGCCCGUGGAUACACGAGAAAAGCGAGAGGACCGAGAUUACCGGGACUUCAAUCGAGAUUCCUCAUUAAGGGAGUUGAAGGAAAUGCGCGAUAGUAGGGAAAGCAGAGAUGGACGAGACCGAGAAGGACGGGAAAGGGAAAGAGAGAGAGAAAGGGACAGAGACAGGGACAGAGAACGAGUGUUCACCGCGAAGGUGAAGAUGAAUAGUAGUAAACCGGAAGUACCUGUCGUGCCUAUGGUGGAUCAUAGGCCGGGUGAAGAGAAACAGCGACCAAGGAGUUCGCAGGAACUGAAGCAUCCGUGGAGCGCGGCUCUUUCCAGUGUCCUUUUACCUUUACUUUCCGAGCUUCAACGGAAACAUCAAUAUUCGGCAAGAGACAAUAAUGGCGAGGGCGGAAGCGGCAUCGGUAAGAACAGUGGAGCGAUAGAAGAGCUACGUAACGCUUUCGAAACAGCGGAGCGUACUUCACCGGGAAUGACCGAAGCCCUUAUUAGGGAAAUCCUCAAGUCCUUACUUCCUACUAAUCACUCAGAGGGUCGUUUGUCUAUGUUGUUGGAAAAAGUGAUCCUGAGGGAUACGUAGGGACGCGAGAGAGCGAGGGUUCGCAAGAGAUUGUGGUCCGAAAACAUCCUGACGUUGUAACGAUUCGUUAUUUCUCGUUUAUCAGAGUUAUUAAUCUGUGUGAUGCUGGUACGUUGUUGAAAAUUGCCGGAUCCGAAAGUGAGAGAAAAGUAGAAGGAAGAUCGCCGCUGCAACGGCCCGAAUAUUUUCUUUCCCUUCAAUGCGCAAGAAUUAGACUCGACACAAGAAAGCGUGUCAUACUUUUAUCUAAUUAUCCCGUAACCUUGCUAAUUCAAUGCGAACAUAGAUAGAGAGAUGCGAUAUUAUAGCGAUGUUUUGCCGCGUGAAAUUCAUUCAUUUUAAGAGCGAUAAUAUCUUUUUUUAUGUUCAAAGAAAAAAUUAGAAAUUUACCUAUCACAGUAAAAAAAAAGGAAGGAAAUUAUACCAUCCAAUCACCCUCGCGCAAGGAUGACAGUUACCGUUAACUUUUAAAAAGAUAUUAGUCCCCUGUCGUUGAGAAAAGUUAGUAUUUGGAAAAAUUAAGUAAAAAAACGAGCAAGAAAAAUGUAGGAGAUAGUUGAAAGAUAUUUUUGCAAAUCAUGCAACCAGCCGUUCAGGAUUGUACGUUCUUUGUGUUCGGUACCGAUGCAACCUCAAAGAGCGUAUGACAUAGCGUAGGUACAUCCGUGGUCCGAUGGAUGGUGAAGGGGUAUUCGUUGAAAGGGAUCUUGCCUCAAUGUAGAUACGUCCGGAACAUGCACUAUCAAUUAUCAAUUAUCAAUUUUAUUUGAAUAACGUUCCAAAUCACAGUUUCGUUCAGACGAAUCAUCGAAUUGUACGAGGAUCGUGAUUUCCAGCAGAUAAUAAUUAAAAAAUAUUUAUUUUAACCGGAUAAUUAUGUUGAAAAAGAAAAAAAGACAAGAAAAACAGAAGAAGAAUCCGCAUUAUUAGAAAGAAGCAGAGCUCCCCUUUAAAUGAACGCCUUCCCGUUGCUUCCCGCAUUAGUGCACGUUUCGGAUUCAGGGAAUUAACAAUUGAAAGAAGGGACAGAGUGCCUCCAUGCCAGAGGCUUUUGUAAAUAUGUAUGUAGCACGAUAAGAUAGUCUUAUUGUUCUAAUGAUCGACGUCUCUGCCAGUCGGUUGCGCAGCUCUGUAACGCAGUUCCGUUUUACCUCCAAUAUACUUUUAUUAUCAUUUUCCGUGAUCAACUAACAAAGCGGAGAAAAAAGAGUGGGAGGUCAAGAAUGAAAUCAUGUGUUUGUGAUUUUAAUACGUUUAAAGGAUUCAGAAGGAACAUGAAAUGUAGCGUAAUGUAUUUAUCGAGUACUUCGCACGAGUGAUAACGCGGAAUAUUCGACCGUGAUCGCACACGAAAACGUGCAUUCUUUUUUUCGAGCUAGAGUUCUUCCACUAGUUUCGCCCAAAUAGAUUUAUUCGUCGAGACGUUCUACUGAUGGAAUCUGAGCUGUGAUAACUCCCGCGAGACGUCGGCACUUAAUCCACGUUGUUUGUAAACUAAUGUAUUUUAUAAAGUAUAUUAUAUAUACAUAGAGAGAGAGAGAGAAAAAGAAAAAGAAGUAGAAAGACACGAAGAUAUUCCUCGUGACAAUUAUUGGAUAAACAGAGAAAUUUUAAUUAAAUCGCCGAGGGUCGUCAUCGUGUCACGCAGGAUGGUCGCGAAGAAGCAAGGAUAUAUUGCGACCACACUUUAUCCUUUCUGUUCUGGGAUAUUGGUGUGCCAUCCUGUACUAUGUGGAAGAUUAAAAUGAAGAAAACGUAAGAGGGUGAUAGAGUGUGAGAAAAGGGAGAGUGAAUGAAGAAGAGCAAGAAGAUGCGCGUAUGUGUGAGAAAAAGUGCGUAAGGAAUAAGAGGUGAUUUGAUGAAAAAAAGAAAGGAAAGUGUUUAACGCUGUACGAGGGUGGAACUAGCGUAAAGUUGUAACGAAAAUAUAGUAUUAAUUGCCAGAAAGGAGUGCAGAAAAAAGAGAGGCGUCAUAGAGAGACCUAACUAUGGUAAGCCCGCAAUACAAUAUUUACGUAGUUGCGUUUUAAUUCCAUUCAGCGAGGUGAUCGAUGGGAGAGAGCCGUGAACUCCUGCUAUUAUUAUUAUUAUAAUAUUGUCAACGACGAAUGAGAUAAUUGUUAGAACUGAACACCUCUGAUCUCCACUCUACCGCAUCCCUUUUGUUCUCUCUUUUACGAUUUGUCCCCUGUCGCCCAUAACAUAUUUAAUUUUUCUUUUUCUUUUCGUUCCUUUUUUCUGAACCAGAAGACGGAAGAGGAGGAGAUAACAGAAAAAAUAAGUAGAAGGAUUUUAUUGUUUCUUAGUUGAAUUACAUUAGUUGAUAUCACUACACACUACUGUUAAUAAUUAUGGAUUUAUUCGUCUUUAUUGUUGAUUCACCGUUGGGUCAGGUUUUCUUUUCGAUGACUUUUAACGACGGUCGCUACCCCAGUCAUCCUCAUAAAGCUGCCAUAAACGCUUACCGGCUACGCUCUAAUAAAGAAAUCAGAAAACUCGAAA
Molecule: messenger RNA, 5101 nt
Organism: Ceratina calcarata
Lineage: Eukaryota; Metazoa; Arthropoda; Insecta; Hymenoptera; Apidae
Gene: GckIII
Product: Germinal centre kinase III
Exons: 11
Coding region: 548-2599 (683 amino acids)
Biological process (GO): protein phosphorylation
Cellular component (GO): cytoplasm
Molecular function (GO): protein serine/threonine kinase activity; ATP binding
Source: RefSeq, a predicted model, not a curated record